AGAGGCAAGAUGAACAACACCGGGAAUGGAACCGAGUCACGAAUAUGCCUUCUACAGGAGGAUUUGGAGGAUCCUCGAACGUCGUCGUUGAGAAGGAUCAGCUACGGGAUUAUUCUGCCCGCCAUCUGUUGCUUGGGAAUCAUCGGGAAUAUUUUGAACUUGCUUGUCCUUACUAGACGCAAUAUGCGAGGGAUCGCUUAUAUUUACAUGAGAGGAUACUCGACGGCGGCGCUUCUCGCGAUAUUCUUCUGCAUCCCUUUCGCUCUCCGAGUUCUUAUUCACAGAGAAACGGGCCGAUGGAGCAAUUGGAUCCAGGCCUUCUACCAUGCUCAUCUCGAACUCUUUCUGGGCAACGGAUGCUUGGGAGUAGGAGUGAUGAUGCUUCUAGCGUUAACGGUGGAGCGUUACGUGAGCGUUUGCCAUCCCGGUCAGCACACACGUCCGCUAUGCGGUCCACCUCAUCUGACGGUGGUACUGAUCCCCCUGGCCACGUUUCUGGUCUAUCUGCCGAGCGCGUUCCGUGGAGAAAUCACGACUUGCCUCCUGGAGCCUGGCGGCUCUGUCAUGUAUCAGAAGAGGGAGAACCAGUCGUUCCUCGACUCGUUGUUUUAUCAAAUAUACAAAGUAGCGCUCGAGAUUGUUUUCAAAGUGGCGCCGACGAUCCUGUUGGCCGGCUUCAAUCUACGUAUAAUGAUAGUCUACAGAAGGUCUUGCGAGCGUCGCAGAAGGAUGACGUUGUCCAGAACCGUCAGCAACGAGGAGGACCCGAGAACGUUCGCGGAGGAACGAAGGCUCGUUCUACUUUUGGGCAGUACCAGCAUCCUGUUCCUCGUCUGCGUCAGCCCAAUGGUGAUUCUGAACGUCACUUUGAGGGAGAGCAAUCUCAGUCAUCAUCCUUACCAGGUGUUCCGUGCUCUGGCUAACUUGUUGGAGGUGAUCAAUUACUCGAUCACGUUCUACAUUUACUGUCUGUUCUCGGAGGACUUCCGAAACACCUUGAUCCGGACGUUGCAGUGGCCCUGGGGGAACAACGGUCAGGGUGGAAGAGGACUUCCGAUGAAGCGUUCUCCUCUGCCAAGGCCAACCACUACGACCACCACCACACCACCGACAAUCGCCGUUGCGACUCCCAGUCAUUUUGCCCGUGCCAGCGUCUAA
Messenger RNA from Dufourea novaeangliae, 1158 nucleotides. Its product is annotated as probable G-protein coupled receptor B0563.6. NCBI's taxonomy places the organism in Eukaryota, Metazoa, Arthropoda, Insecta, Hymenoptera, Halictidae. Gene Ontology annotation, cellular component: membrane. The record is from RefSeq and is a predicted model, not a curated record. Bases 10 to 1158 code for a protein of 382 amino acids. Gene Ontology annotation, biological process: G protein-coupled receptor signaling pathway. The transcript has 5 exons. Gene Ontology annotation, molecular function: G protein-coupled receptor activity.